AUGACAUUGAUAAAAGAAAACAGUGAAACAGAGUCUGCAGUUUUUGCUUUGAAGUGCAAAUUAUGUAACUAUAUAACACGUCUGAAAUGUAUCUCAAAAACACAAGAUAUUAAAGGAAAGAUAUUUCGGUCACUUUCACCGCCUAAAGCUAUCCUAACUUUGCUUGACUUCUCCAAACAGUAUCAAGAGUUUGACUGCACACCAUGUAGAAAUCGAGGAAAGUCCACUUCCUCAAUGUACUGGUGCUUUGAUUGCACUGUUUACCUCUGUGACGAAUGUUAUCUAUUUCAUUCUUCUUUACCCAUCCUUGCAAAUCACAAAACUUAUAAAAGGGAAGAGAUGGCAGAUAUAACAACACUACUUUCUUCAGCACGAGAUAUAUGCAAUCGUCACGCCUUACGUCUCACUCGAGUAUGCAAAUCUACUGGGAAUAUAUGCUGUGAUACAUGUAUUUCCUGUGCCCAUAUGGAUGUCUGCGCUGGAGAACAUAAAGAUAUAUCAGAAAUAUCAAGUAUGGUUGAUCCCAAACUGUCGGCUCUGAAAAUUUCCAUCGAAACACUUCUCGAUGAAAUAAAAAGAAUUUUCACCGAUGCAUCUGAGGUUGAAUCAACGAUUUUAAAUUUUUUUAAAACCAAUCUAAGCACCUUAAAAACUCUGGGUGAUACUAUAGAAAAAAACAUUCUGGAGAAAACAGAUUUGUUUCUGGCAGAGUCUUACAAAAUUGCUUAUUUUAAGCUACAUGAAUUAGAGUCCAAUUCCAUUGCUCUGCGACGAAAAAAAUGUGUGUUGGAAAAUGCACAAAGCAUAAUAUCAGUUUCUCGGGCCAGCUCUGCAAUCCGUAGAUUCCUUGAGAAAAAGAAAGUAAAGAAUACUUCUUUAGAAGUACACGAAUUUGUCGAAAAAAUUAAGGAAGAGGAAAUUCAAAACAUUUCCAUUUUCUUUGAUCCAUCUUUGAAAAAAUUGUUGAAAUUAGCCACUUUUGGAACAUUUAGGCAAAGACAAUCUGAAGAAUUGCCAAGCGUUAAAGCCCAUACAGAUACAAAACAGGAAAACUCAAACAUUAUCAGUCGAUGGGCAAGUCAAAUAAAUGUUCGUACAGGAGAAGAAAAUAUUGGGUUGUUAAAGCGAGCCUCUAGCGAAUUAAAUCUACCAGCUGAAUCUUCGCAACAUUUUAGCUGUGAAACGGAAACAAUAUCCGAACAAUGUAGUUGUUCAUCUGUUGUGAGAAUAUUACAGUUUGGAGGAAGAGAAUACAUACUUUCAAAUUCUAUAAACAUAGAAAGUGGAUAUUCUCACGUUACGGGAUGUGACUGGAAAUCAGAUAACGAAAUAAUCAUUGCCGAUGCUGCUGUAAAGGGGAGACCAGAAGUCCGAAUAUAUAACACAAAAAAUGGUACAUUAAAGCAAAAGAUACCUUUAAGUUAUAAACCAUAUGAUGUAGCCGUCCUGCCCGACAGUAACUUUGUCAUGACAUUCCCGAAAGAAGAGAAAUUAUUAAUCGGCAGUUUUGGGGAUCUUAGUUCCAAAAGAUUCGUCGAUGUUUCAAUUAAUUGUUAUGGUGUAUGUCACUGGGGAAAAGGGACAAUUAUUGCUGGCAAGGACAAUAUAGUGUUCUGCGAUAUUGAUUUUGAUGAAAUAAAAACAUUAACUGUUGACGGAGAUGAUGUCAGAUAUAUCUGUGCGUACAACAAUAAUUUAAUUUUUUACACCGAUUUGCAUAACAACGAAAUCUGUAGCGUUAUUGGAAAUGGCGAUAAUCGAUUCACGUAUGACGAUACCGACCUCAAGGGACCAGCAGGAAUUAUUCUUGAUGAAUACAAAAACGUGUAUGUUUGUGAAAAAGGUUCUGAAAAUCUUAUUGUUUUGAACAAAGGUGGAUCAUUUCUUAAAAAGUACAACGUUGGAAAGAAUCCAACGGCGAUAUCACUUUCCAAAGACAAAACAAAAAUAUGCAUAGUUAGGGGAGGGCGUCACUCAAAUAAUGUAGCAGACAUAUAUGCUUCAAAUUAAAGAUAAUUUUGCAAGGUAUCCCCUGUAUCCUUAUGAUCAGCUUAAUCAAAUGAAGUUACCUUGAUGCUUUUACACAAAAUAAAGAACAAGAUGACCAAUGACAGGG
This is a messenger RNA of Saccostrea echinata, 2116 nucleotides long. RefSeq lists its product as uncharacterized. The transcript has 2 exons. Bases 1 to 2010 code for a protein of 669 amino acids. The record is from RefSeq and is a predicted model, not a curated record. Lineage: Eukaryota; Metazoa; Mollusca; Bivalvia; Ostreida; Ostreidae.